AUGGGACAACACGGUGGCGAGAGCGCCGAAAAUGAAGGCGCGGCGCCUCACGAGGGCAUGUCGGCCGGCAAGUAUCUUGCGACGAGAUUCUCAACCCUCAAACCACCCAUGUUGCCCGUUCCCAACCCGUGGAAGUUGGUUCGCAUGCUCGACGCGCAACAAUGGGCAUUCUUUGCCCUGGCCUUUUCUGCUUGGACGUGGGAUGCCUUUGACUUCUUUACGGUUUCCCUGACCGUCUCUGACCUGUCGAAAGAAUUUGGCAAAACCGCCACAGACAUCACAUGGGGCAUCACGCUGGUUCUCAUGUUCCGAUCUGUGGGAUCCAUCCUGUUUGGUAUUGCCAGCGAUCGAUACGGCCGUCGGUGGCCAUUCAUUGUGAACAACUUACUCUUUAUUGUUCUUGAGCUGGGCACUGGUUUCUGCCAGACAUACUCCCAGUUCCUCGCAUGCCGCGCCCUGUUUGGCAUUGCCAUGGGCGGCCUUUACGGAAACGCUGCCGCGACGGCCCUCGAAGACCUCCCUGAAGAGGCGCGCGGUCUCAUGAGCGGUAUCCUGCAGCAAGGCUAUGCCUUUGGCUACCUCCUCUGCGCCGCCUUUGCCCGCGGCCUCGUCGACACCACGUCUCAUACCUGGCGCCCUCUGUACUGGUUCGCCGCCUGCCCCCCCGUCAUCUUCAUUGCCAUCCGCUUCAUGCUGCCCGAGACCAAGGUGUUCCAGGAGCGCGAACGCAUGCGCAACGAGGCCGGGCACGUCGGCAAGUCGGCCGGCGCCGUCUUCAUCAGCGAGGGCAAGGUGGCCCUGCGGCGGCACUGGCUGCUGCUCACCUACCUCGUGCUGCUCAUGGCCGGCUUCAACUUCAUGAGCCACGGCUCGCAGGAUCUGUACCCGACCAUGCUCGAGAACCAGCUCGGCUUCAGCAAGACGGCCGUGACGGUGACGCAGGUCGUCGCCAACUUGGGCGCCAUGACGGGCGGCACCGUCGUCGGCUUCUGCAGCCAGUCGGUCGGCCGCCGCUUCAGCAUCGUGCUCUGCUGCAUCGUUGGCGGCGCCCUGCUGUACCCCUACGGCUUCGUCGGCGACAAGUCCAUCAUGGCCGCCGCCUUCUUCCAGCAGUUCUGCGUCCAGGGCGCCUGGGGCGUCAUCCCCAUCCACCUCAUGGAGCUGUCGCCCGGCGCCUUUCGCACCUUUGUCGUCGGCACCGCCUACCAGCUCGGCAACCUCGUCUCGUCUGCCUCGUCCACCAUCGAGGCCCGUCUCGGGGAGCGCUUCCCGCUGCCGCCCUCGGAAAAGGGCGUCAAGCGCUACGAGUACGGCAAGGUCAUUUGCAUCUUCAUGGGCUGCGUCUACGCAUACACCCUGCUGCUCACCUUUCUCGGACCCGAGCAUCUGCGCCGCAAAUUCGACGUCAGCCACGACCGGGAUGCCAAGGAGGCCGUUGGAGUUGAGACUGUUGGCCGUGCCGGCGUUUUACAUGAGAAUAGUGGUGGCAAGGCCCGUGACAUUGAAGAUGAUGAGGAGAAGAGGGUUUCUGUUCAUCACAAUUAG
Messenger RNA from Metarhizium brunneum ARSEF 3297, 1545 nucleotides. RefSeq names its product Carboxylic acid transporter. The record is from RefSeq and is a predicted model, not a curated record. Lineage: Eukaryota; Fungi; Ascomycota; Sordariomycetes; Hypocreales; Clavicipitaceae. Gene Ontology annotation, molecular function: secondary active monocarboxylate transmembrane transporter activity. Gene Ontology annotation, cellular component: membrane. Gene Ontology annotation, biological process: plasma membrane lactate transport.